Messenger RNA from Cinara cedri, 2275 nucleotides. Lineage: Eukaryota; Metazoa; Arthropoda; Insecta; Hemiptera; Aphididae. The record is from the annotation of a GenBank genome assembly.
AGUGUUUUGCUCGACACGCGUCCCGCGAGUAACCGUGCUGCCGUAUCGCUCGCCGUAUUUUGUUUCGUUUGUGAACUGUGUCAUACGUCCGUUUGUUCGUUUUCCCGCCAACUACUUGUUCGACUGCCGUUUUUGUGUUUCCACACCACAUUCUGCCAGCCGGUCGUAUUGGUCGCGUCGUCGGUGAAGUAAACAGAACGCGCGGAAAAAUCGAAAGGUAAGUCGACGUACGUUUUAAUAACAAUAACGGCGAAAUGGAAUCGCCUAGGUCGUAUUGGUUUUGUGUCCUGUCAAAAGGGAAAACCGACAGCGGAGAUAGAAACAAGAAAAAUGAUAAAAUCAGUUGGUUUUUUUUUCACGGGGGUUUUCGCAGGCGAGUUUGCUCGUUUAUCAUGCCGAUAACACGGUAUUACAUCGGCAAAUGAAAAUUGUCUUUUAACAGCAACGCCUCUGAAAUACGGUGAAAAAAUGUCGUUCAGUUGUUUCGGACAGUACGCGCAACCGUAAACAAAAUAAAUAAACGGUCGCACGAAUACAACUAUGUGUGCACACACUUGUUCCCGAUGUUCUCCAACUAUACAGGGUGUACAAUGUUUCAUAAGACGCUCAUCUCGGAGAGUAUUGACUUUUUUUUGAUAUUCGUUUUAUAGAAAAUUUUAGAAACAAGCAGCACUGACGUUUUACAUUCGUGUUAUUUUUCGUCGCCGUAAUUUUUGGGGAUGAAAGUACUGGCCACUUUUGAAUUUAAAUGGCGACUUGUAUUAAACAUUCCAUAAACAGAUCAAGUAGUAGUUAAAAUACAUUUUGUAGUUUAUAUUUUCAAUUUCUGUCAAUCCCUUGACGAGAUUUUCCACAUUUUAAUGUUUUGUACGUGAAAGAGUAGUGGAACAUCGUUUGCGUGACGGCACAGCGCGCGGCGUUUAAGAAUGUACCACACCACUACUCUCCCCCGACCCAAACUUAAAAGUGUAAUAUCUCGUCAACCAAUUAAUGGAAAUUAAAAAUUCAAGCACUGACAUUUAUUUUAACUACUAAUCCAUCUAUUUAUGGAAUUUUUAUUAUAGGUUGCCGUUAAAAAUAGCUCAUAGUUUUAACGUUUAAAUAUGAUGGAAAAGGACACAUAGUUAACAAAUAUUAAUUUUUUUAGAUGGCAGACCAGAUCAAAACCAAGGAGAUGAUCUCAGGCCAAGAAGCAGUGGAGAACAAAGAGCAAAAUGUUGAAUCGGUGGAAAAAAAAGAGAAAGAUGUUGAAUCGGUGGAAAAAAAAGAUAAAGAUGUUGAAUCGGUGGAAAAAAAUGAGAAAGAUGUUGAAUCGGUGGAAAAAAAUGAGAAAGACGUUGAACUGGUAGAAAAUAAAGAGCAAGAUAUUGAACUGGUAGAAAAUAAAGAGCAAGAUAUUGAACUGGUGAAGAAUAAAGAGCAAGAUAUUGAACUGGUGAAGAAUAAAGAGCAAGAUAUUGAACUGGUGAAGAAUAAAGAGCAAGAUGUCGAACCGAUGAAGGAUAAAGAACAAGAUAUUGAACCAGUGGAGAAUAAAGAACAAGAUUAUGAACUAGUGGAGGAUAAAGAAAAAGAUUAUGAACUAGCGGAGGAUAAUGAAGAAGAUUAUGAACUAGCGGAGGAUAAUGAAGAAGAUUAUGAACUAGUGGAGGAUAAAGAACAAGAUGUUGAAAUGGUGGAGAAAAAGGAGCAAGAUGUUGAAUUGGCGAAGAAAUCAAUCUCUAUGGUAAGGCAGUACCACAAUGGUUAAUGUAGGAUACAUAUUUCAUAACUAAAAAAUAUUAAAUUUUUCAGACAGAGGACAAGGAAAAUACCGAGGAAGAGACAACAGAAGAAGAAGAAACAGAGGAGCAACAAGAACCGGAAGAGAAACCAAUGUCAGUAGUGAGACAUUUAAUGUCACUGGUAGAGCAGACAAAGGAUGAAAUAAAAACGGUUUUGCUUGGUAAACGCAAGGCACAAACUUCUUCAAACAAAGAUUCAUUGGAUCAGGAAAAACCUCAAGGGUCCGAAAAAAGGCCCUACCCGCAUGAUUCGAAACAAAUCGAGAUGGCUAAGAAAGAGCCUCAUAUAGAUUUAUCAGACGAAGAUGAUGUAAUUUCCUUAUCCGAAUAAAUGUAUUAAAGUACAUCAUUUAUACUGCAACGUCUUGCAACUACUCAAUAUGAACAUAACAGUGGAGGAAAUUCCUCAUCAUAUUAUAUUAAUCAUAUUAUUUUGUCUAUUGAAAUCAUCAAGACGUGUUUAAUACAUUUUUAAACUUAUUUUAAGGAGU